Messenger RNA from Ambispora leptoticha, 145 nucleotides. NCBI's taxonomy places the organism in Eukaryota, Fungi, Glomeromycota, Glomeromycetes, Archaeosporales, Ambisporaceae. The record is from the annotation of a GenBank genome assembly.
AUUGGCUUGCCGAGUAGCCAGCCAAGCAUUGACGCCGUAUCAAUAGUCUAUCCACACAAGAAUUAUCGCAAGCCAUCUUUAUUCUUGACUAUAGAAAUACAAAUUGAUGACAAGAAUGUGUCUUCCUGUUUCGAUGGGAUAUUAG